Messenger RNA from Stylonychia lemnae, 4971 nucleotides. The record is from the annotation of a GenBank genome assembly. NCBI's taxonomy places the organism in Eukaryota, Ciliophora, Spirotrichea, Sporadotrichida, Oxytrichidae.
AUGGAAAAUAUCAAGACAUAGAGUCAAUUUUUCCAACGCAGAAUUGACCACCUUUAAAUCAAUUCAAAGUAACCUGUUCUCUCUAACUAUGAAUCCCAGAGAAGAGGUUCACAGAAUAGAAAUUUAUAUGUGCAGGGAGACUCUAAAAUUGAUUCAUAAGUGACAACAGAUAGUACUAGCUCGCUUUAAGUCAGUGGAUAGAAUCAGAGUCACAGGUACAAUAAAAAACAGUAGUCACUAUUUGGAACUCAUCUAAAUAUCCCUACUAGAGUAAAUAUUUCACCAUUAACACUCAGCACUGAAUAUUAGCCAAAUGAAUAAACUUUAUAUUCAAAAGCUCCUAAUUUAUUCCAUAUUUCACCAUCUUCUUCUCCAUAAAUCACCAGACCUCAAUUAAUCAAUGAGUAUAACGAACCAUUCCGAGCAGGGAAAAAUGGUUUAUUUAAAGAGAAUGAAUAUUCCCAGAGUCAUCAUAAUUUUCUGAAUAAGCGUAUUUCAAUAAUGACAAAAUCGUCAGAGAAUUUGUUCAAGUAAAAGAUGAUAUACCUAAAUUAAUUUAAAAAGGGGGGAGCACUAACUCCAAAUAGAAAGUACAGAGAAAAGUUAGCGAAUCACUAAAAGUCAUCAAAGGAUCGAAUUAGUGGUCUAGAUUCAUCUGGGAAUCUGAAUUAAGAGCAAUUUCCACCUUAAUUAAAAAAAGAACUUUAAAAUAUAGGAAAAAUUAAUAGGAUAAGUAUUAAGAAGGAUAAGUCUCAAUCGAAUGAUUACAAUUAUUAAGAACCCCCAAUAACUAUGAAAAUUCAUCCGAUUCCGCCUCUCAAUUAGAAAUUGUAAAGCCUGGACAAUAAGGACAAUUACAACUAGAAUCAAGUUUCAAAGAUUAAAUCUAAAUUUAGGUCAUAAACAAUAGAAACUAAUCACUCAAGCGCGUUGUUUAAGUUAGAAGGACAAUUGAAUUUUCCGUUGGCACAGCCCUCUCACAUUCUAAUAAAAACAGCUCCAUUAGAGUAAAAGAUAUCUCCUAAAUUUUAGCCAUCUUCACAAGAUUUGGAAUAAGAAUAAUAGAGUACGAAUGUAAAGAACUAAUUAGAAAAAUUUCCCCAUAAUAAAUGCUCAGGAGGUGGUUCAUCAACAAAUGUCAGUGUUAAGAAGCAUUCUUCGAACAAACUCAUAGGUGUUGGGGAUGAAUUUCCGAGUAGAAAAGUGUCUAACCAGUCAUUGUCAAAUUAAGUUAAGAAUGAGCAGAAAGGGUCAUAAAAUAACCUUGGAGUAAAUAAAUUAAACUUAAUUAGGAGAACCACAGUCACUUCAAGUUAUAUAAAUACAGCAUUUAGAUCAAUGCGAACAACUGGUAGAGAAUCACAAACUAGGAAAAUAGAAUUAUUCCAAAAAGCAACUGAAAUAAAAUCUAAAUACAAUAAAAAUUACUCAUUUGAUGAGAGUGAAAAUGACAGUGAUUCAAUAGGAUCAAUAAAAAGUGACACAGACUCAGAUGCUAAACUAGAAAAAGAUCUGCUUCGCAUUAAUCUCAAUGAAAAAAUAAUCAAAGGCAGAAAGCCAAGCAUAGCUAGAAGAGGUUCCACUAUGAAGGAUAUGAAUUUCGGAUUCGGAAACGAGUUUUCAAAUAAUGUGAUUUUUGAAUCUGUAAUUAGAAACGACUUUCAACAACUUCAAGACUAACUUAAUUCUCUAUCAUCCUAAUUUGAAAGAGUCUAGAAGUUGAAUUAAUAGGACAAAUUUCUUAGAACACCUAUUUUCUAUGCUAUUUAUCACAAUAACUAUGAAAUGGUUAAUUUUCUUUUAAACCAAGGAUCUGAUACAUUAUUUAUUGACAAUAUGAAUAGAACAAUCUUGCAUUACAUCUGUAUCUUGGGAUUAAACAGAAGUAUACUAUAACUGAUACUUGAUUUUAAUAACAAUUUGGACUUUGAAAACGCUCACACAGAAGAAGCAUAUAAACUAUUCUUGAAUAAGCCAGUUAAUUCAUUUGAUAUGCCUUAGAGGAAUAUCAAUAGAAUUAGUAGACCCUAGCUUAAAAUUGAAAUAGACAAUCUUGGAUCAGCUAAUUCAAUCAAGAAAAAUAGAUAUGAUGAUAUAUAAGUGACUAUCCCAGAACCAAUGACUUCGCUAUUGCCAAAAAAGAAAAAAAUGCUUGAUUCCUCUAAGCUGUCAGUUAUAAAGGAUGAUAGAUCUGAGUCAAAUUUAACAAUAUCAAAUAAGAAUGAAACUACAAGUGAUAAAUUAAGAGAUUCCAAUGGAAAAAUUUAGACUAUUUCUCUCGCCUCUCCCUGUGAUAAUCAAUUAAUGGCUUCUAGAAGGAUAUCAAGUCUAAAAGGUAUAGGGAGGUCAGGCUCCUCCAUUACUCCAAGAAGUAGCUCUAAUAUCAAUGGAAGUGCUAAAAAAUCUAGUUUAUCUAGUUAAUUGGGUGAGGAGAGAACUAAGAUCAAUAACGAAAUAAAUAUUAAAAAGAACAAGAACUACAUUAAGAUGAUGAAAAAAUUCAUUAACAUUUGCGAUAAACAAGGGAAAUCAGCAUUAGCUUAUGCUGCAUAAAAAAGCUAAAUAGGCCUUGUUAAGAUUUUACUUGAAAGAGGUGCAGUUCCAAUUACCAGAGAUUAUAAAAGUCGAAAACCUAUUGAUUUGGCUACUUGUGAUGAUUUGUUGAGUCUUUUAAGUUAGCAAGAAGCAUUAUUUGAUGAAAAGUUUUCUGAUAGCUUGAAAACUUUUAGAAAAAAUCUUAUAGCAGAUGAGCAUUAGAGAUUAAGGUCCAUUUAAUAAUAAAAAAUGGGGCGAGAUAUACUUCUUACCUUUACAGAUGUCAUCAAAGAAUAGAAAGAAGAUGGAGAUGAUUAGGAUUCUAUUAUGGAAUAACAACAUCAAAGAAAUAAGCCAUAAUAAAAAAUGUCUAGAAAGGAUAUAGGUAGAAGAAUGACAAAGAAGAUGCAAAUGAAUAAAGCUGAAUUAGCCAGUUGGAGUGACAAGCUCUUGCUUCUUUAUCAUAUUGGGAUCUAUAAGGAUAAUGCCCUGACUUACAAAAUGAGAUUUGAGGAUAAAGAAAAUUUUUAGUACCUAUUAAAGAGAGGUAUUUCAGUGCUUUGUACUGAUAAAAAUGGAAAUAAUAUCCUCCAUUACGCAAUCUAGUUAGAAAAAAUUGAAUUUUUAAGUUACCUGCUGGAGGGGUCUUUUUAAAGUGAGAUCUAUGAAAAAUCACUAGGACUCUCAGCAGACAGUUUAUUUGAUCUUUAUAUUCAUUAAAAAGCUAAAGAACUUAGUGCUAAUCUGAGAACUGGCCAAUUCCCUUGGAUAUAAGACUCAUUAUAUGCAUUAGAGAAGAGUAAUGAUCGAGAUGGAAAUAAUUCGCUACACAUGGCUGUCGACAUAGGAAAUCAUUAGUUGUUUUGCUAUAUUGUAACAAUGCUAAAAAUCAGAGAUCAUAUGAGAUUUAUGGAUAAAAAUAGAUACAUGAAGCUUUAUAAUUCCUAUGAAUGUUGUCUUGAGUUUAAGAAUAAACACUAGCAAACUCCAUUACUAUAUUCGGCAAAGCGCAACUAAUAUAAAAUUUUCCAGGAAUUAUUAGUUUAAGGAGCUCAAAUUUAUGUUUAAUGCUCUAAAUUCAUGAAUAUAUUGCAUUAUGCUGUGCUAAAUGAGAAUAAAAAUUUGAUAGAAUAGAUUGUGUAUUGUGAUGCUGAAACUGAUAGGCUAUUAAAUGAGAAAAAUUAUAGAAACCUUACCCCUCUAAUGAUUGAUGAUAAAAAGAAAUAUGAAGAUAUUUUUAAUCAUAUUUGGAGUUCAGUAGCUAUCUGCUCUCCAAGCAAUCUAGAACAUCUGGAGCAUCUUAUAACAAAUGAUAAGUUUACUGUAAAUUAAAAAACUCUGAUAGGCUAAAACUCACCUCUCCAUAUAGCAGUUAUCAAUGAAAAUUUUAAGGCUAUUGAGCAUUUAUGCAAGUAUAGAGAUAUCAAUUUGCAUGAUAGAAAUUCUCUAGGGUAAACUCCUAAAGACUUGGCUUUAUUAAUUCCCAAAAAGCGGACUGCAGCUAAGAUUAUUGACUAUUUAAAUAAAAGAAUAAGUUAAAUUUAAUAGAGAGAAAAAGGGAAUUUAUCACCAGCCUAUUCAAAGACAUAAACAAUACUUAAAAAGUCUACAUUUAAUAAAAAAUCUGCAGCCGUAAGAUUAGGUACAAUAGGUAAAAAUAGUUUUCAGAUAAUCCCUUAGCAAACUGAGCAAAAUAAUCCUCUCCCUCAAUAAAGUGAACAAACUUUCAAUUCUAUUAAUUUUUCUGCCUAAAUUAAAAACCUUGUUGAGCAAAUGGGAAAAGUUAUAAUUGGCAUUGAAAGAAGCAACUCUAAUAUGGGCAGAAAAGCUAGUGCAUUGUCAUUGGAUUCUAGUGAAAAGUCUGAUGAUUAUUUCGAAGAAGAGAGUUCUGUAGGAAGCAAUUUGUAUUUAGCAAGCCAAACAAGUAUCUUGAUGGAAAAUGAUUUUAAGAGCAAUCCAAAUGGUAGAAAUCCCAAUUGGGAACCUCAUAAAAUAUUUAAACUUUAGAAGAUAUUUGACAACUAUCUCGAGUUGUCAGAUUUAAUUGGGAAUUUCAAUCCCUAGAUAUUUUAAAGAUGGAGAGCCUAGUUAACUAAAAUAGAUGAUACAAUUGUCAUAAAAUCAAAGGAAAUAUUCAAGUAGACUGAUGAAAGGAAGAGAGGUUAUAUCACCUUAUAAUAAAUCUACAAUAAAAAGUAAUUACUUUUAGACAGCAAAAUCAUGGAGGAAAUUAAGUUGAUGAAGCUGCUGGAUCAACUGGAUAAAUAAUAUUAAGACACUAAAAUUACAGAGUCAAAGUUCGUAUAGCUUAUUUUAGAUUUUGCAAUAAAGAAAGACAAAGUCGUGAAUCCAGCAAAGCAACUCAAAGAAAGUGGAAGUGCGGAUAGUGUGCAGCUAUUUAAUAAGGACAGAGAUACCUUGAAGGUUAGAAGAUGA